Epinephelus lanceolatus (giant grouper) is the source of this 2616-nucleotide messenger RNA. RefSeq names its product potassium channel tetramerisation domain containing 12b (gene kctd12b). NCBI's taxonomy places the organism in Eukaryota, Metazoa, Chordata, Actinopteri, Perciformes, Serranidae. Gene Ontology annotation, molecular function: protein binding. Gene Ontology annotation, cellular component: signaling receptor complex. Gene Ontology annotation, biological process: protein homooligomerization; regulation of G protein-coupled receptor signaling pathway. The record is from RefSeq and is a predicted model, not a curated record.
GUCUGACACGAGAGAGAGGAGCAGAGGGAGCGGAACAGCUGACCACCUCGCGCACAUUUGAAGCGCAAAGUGAUGGAACCCUCGGAGAUCUUUUUAUGCACCUUCCUCACCUCUCACUACUUAAGCACCAUCUUCUUCAUCGCGUGGCUUUUCGUGUACGGGGUACCCACAGAGCUCACCAACUAUGGAUUGUUUAUUUGUUGAAGUUGGGCCACCUGAUCCUCUUUGCGCCAGGACAACCGACCAAAAUUAGAGCAAGGGAAGUCGUUAUGGACAGUUGUGCAAAUGGUGCAUUUCCUGCUCAGAGACUUGGUGUCAAAAGCAGAAUUACAAUCUCAGGAUAUCACAUCUAUCUGCGCGUAAAGGACGCGGACAUCACGGCGCUCUUAAACGCAGCCUGAAAUACUCCGCGCUAUGUUUUAGCAGUUAUGGGAGAAAGCUGUAGUUAGGAUAGAGGGUGUGUUUAUGAUACUCUUUUGCCCCUGCCGGCUUUGAUGCGAGAGUGGCGGCCAGCUUUUAUUGCGCGCAUACCAAUUGUGCGCUGCUGCAGAUUAGCCGCUCCGUUACCACAGGCGAUCCACCGCAGCAGGACCUGCAAUCUUUGACAGGCAACAGGCCUCACCAACCACUGUGACAGGUACCACUAACAAUCCUUUUUCAACUCUUGGCAUUUGAACUUUCACCACAACCAAGAGAGUUUUUUAAAGCUGCAUCCAAGAGCACCUGUGAAGCAGGAGUAAGCCAUGGCUCUACCAGAUAGUGGCAUAUCUGGGGAGGAAGUACCCUUCCCAGAGAUUAUAGAGCUCAAUGUUGGUGGGCAGGUGUACAUAACCCGCUAUUCUACCCUCACAAGUGUGCCAGACUCCCUGCUAUGGGAGAUGUUCAGUCGGAAGUCAGCCAAAGGACUGGCCAGAGACACCAAGGGGCGCUUCUUUGUGGACCGUGAUGGUUUCCUGUUCCGUUACAUCCUGGACUACAUGCGGGACCAGCAGCUGGUUCUUCCAGAUCACUUCCCAGAGCGCGGGCGUCUGCAGAGGGAGGCCGAGUUCUUCAACCUGCCAGAGCUUGUGAAGCUGCUGGCGCCCAAAAUCAGCAAGCAGAACUCCCUAGGCGAUGAGGGAUGUCAGAGCGACCCAGAGGACACGUCUCCUGGGAUUGACACAGCCCGCAACCUCAGUUCCCUGGGUGCUGCUGCAGCUGCCUGUGCCAGCCUGGUGCCCGGUGCCAUGGAUGGCAAACGUUCGGGGUUCAUCACUAUUGGCUAUCGGGGCUCAUACACCCUGGGCCGUGACAGCCACACCGAUGCCAAAUUCCGCCGGGUGGCACGGAUCAUGGUGUGUGGGAAGACCUCUCUGGCCAAAGAGGUGUUUGGGGAGACGCUGAACGAGAGCCGUGACCCCGACCGCCCCCCUGAGCGCUACACAUCUCGCUACUAUCUCAAGUUCACCUUUCUGGAGCAGGCUUUUGACAAGCUGGCGGAUGCAGGCUUCCACAUGGUGGCCUGUAAUUCCACAGGAACCUGCGCCUUUGCCCACGAGCAGACGGACGACAAGAUCUGGACCAGCUACACUGAAUAUGUGUUCUACCGUGGUUUAUCAGUAAUUUCCAAGGCGACGACCUCUGACCCCCCAGCUCUCACUGAAGUGGUGAUGUCAUAUCCUGAUACUGCUCAUACUGAACCAGCCACAGCCGAGCCCAGCAUCACCGGCCGAACACAAAGCCUUCCGGAAACCAACAACAUCCCAACACUAGACAUUCGACACCCGCUGCCCAUAGACUCUCCUCCACCUCUAACACCUCCUCUUCCUCCCCCACCUCCUCCUGCUGCACUCAGCCCCGACCUCCCACCUCUGUCACCUUCAGUCCUGCCUCCACCUCUGCCAGCCAAACCUUUUUCUACCUCCAGUCCUUCUCCCUCGACACCACCUCCUGCUGAGAGCCCGCAGCGUCCCACCACCCUCAACCUAAAGACGCUGCCACGGCCUACCAUUAGGGAGAAUGGCGGCCCCCCGCCAGGGUUGAACGAGGAAGAGGAGGAGAAGAAGAUGCUGGAGGAGGAUCUGAAGAAAUGUAUUGAGGACUUCAAAAAGAUCCGCUUGCCCAGAGAGUUUCCGGAUCGCAAGCGGCACUGGCAAAAUGACUUGCUCAAGAAGUACAAUGCGUAGAGUGCUUCGCUGCGCUUAACAACUUAACAAGGAUUUUAUAACAAUGUUGUGGACAGUGGACUCCAGCUUUAUAUUCACAUUCCUCUGAGUCAGCAAGUUGACUUAAACCUCUAAUGUAGUAGCUUUUGCAUGUCAACAGAACUAAAUUGUUUGAUUAUGUGUAGCGCUUAGCUCGUCUAGCAAUCACACGAUUAAAACACUGAGAUUAAUCUUUUCCCAUCAUAGAAAACAACAUCCCUCUAGAGAUUGUUAGUGACACUUCUUUGUUCCAAACAUCUCUGUGGAGAAAUUAAAAGAAUAUUGAAAUCAUUUUAUUUUGACUCAGUCAAAGGAUAAUAUGUAAUGUUGUUAGUUGGAGCUUCCUGCCCUGCUCUCUGUACUGUAUCCACUGAUCAAGCAACUGGAAAAUGUAUGCUAAGUGUGACAUUCUGGGCAUUUUGACCUUGCUGAU